CUCCCCCUCUCCGCCGGGCUCCUGCUCCUGAAAGGCAGCUCAACUAAAAAGUGUGCUGCGAGACAGUGAGAGCCUCGGCAGGGCUGCACGGCAAAAACACAGAGGGAGAGAGAGGGGGAGAGGGUUGAGAGAGAGAAGGAGAGAGAGAGAGAGAGCUGGAAAAGAGCACAAAGAGGAGGAAAGUGGAGCAAGGGAGGGGAUUUGAAAGCCUGGGUGAAGGGGAAGAGAGGGAGAGGGAAAGACAAAAGAAAGAGAGGGAGACGUAGUAGGAGCAGGGGGAAGCGAGGGGACAGAGCAAAUGGCUACGGAGGAGACGGCAGGGGGAGCGCGCAAAGCCACCAAGAGCAAACUGUUCGAGUUCCUGGUCCAUGGUGUGCGUCCUGGAAUGCCGUCUGGAGCGAGGAUGCCCCACCAGGGUGCUCCCAUGGGCCCCCCCGGACCUCCGUUUGGUGGGAGCCCCACGGUGCGGCCCGGCCUGCCCGCCCCGGUCAUGGAGCCCAGCCGUAAGAGACCUGCCCCCUCCCAGCAGGUCCAGCAACAGCAGAACGUCCAGAACCGGGCCAGAAAGAAGCCAGUGGGAUUCCCUGGAGCCAAUGAGAUGCCAGCGAGGCAGAUGGACAUGAGAGAUGCCCAAUCAGAUCCAACGCUCGGAUCAAACGCCAAGAGAAGGAAAAUGGCCGACAAGAUUCUUCCACAGAGGAUCCGGGAGCUGGUCCCGGAGUCCCAGGCUUACAUGGACCUGCUGGCCUUUGAACGUAAACUGGACCAGACCAUUAUGCGUAAACGGGUGGACAUCCAGGAAGCCCUGAAGAGACCCAUGAAGCAAAAGCGUAAACUGAGGCUGUACAUCUCCAACACCUUCAACCCUGCCAAGCCUGACGCUGACGACUCGGACGGCAGUAUUGCAUCAUGGGAGCUGCGGGUUGAGGGGAAGCUGCUGGAUGAUCCUGGGAAGCUGAAGAGGAAAUUCUCCUCAUUCUUCAAGAGCCUGGUGAUCGAGCUAGACAAAGACCUGUAUGGUCCUGACAACCACCUGGUAGAGCUGCUGACCAGUAAAGCGAAGCGAUUCAGCCUUCCAAAAGACAACAAACACAAAGGGUCGAGAGCAAGGCUGCUCGUUGAAAGUUGGCACCGCACUCCCACCACCCAGGAGACUGACGGCUUCCAGGUGAAGAGGCCAGGGGAUGUGAGCGUGCGCUGCACACUGCUGCUAAUGCUAGACUACCAGCCCCCCCAGUUUAAGCUGGACCCUCGUCUUGCUCGCCUGCUGGGUAUCCACACCCAGACCCGCUCCUGUAUCAUCCAGGCCCUGUGGCAGUAUGUCAAGACCAACAAGCUGCAGGACUCCCACGAUAAGGAGUACAUAAACUGUGACAAGUACUUUCAGCAGAUCUUUGACUGCCCGCGGCUCAAGUUCUCGGAGAUCCCCCAGCGUCUCACCAACCUACUCCUGCCCCCUGACCCCAUCGUCAUCAACCACGUCAUCAGUGUGGACCCUAACGACCAGAAGAAGACAGCGUGCUAUGACAUCGACGUGGAGGUGGAGGACCCCCUGAAGAGCCAGAUGAGCAGCUUCCUGCUCUCCACUGCCAACCAGCAGGAGAUCGCCUCACUGGACAACAAGGUGGGACAACCACACAGGAAGGAUAGCCAAUCACAAUUACCCAAGAUGACUUUUAAGAUCCAUGAGACCAUUGAGUCCAUCAACCAGUUAAAGAUCCAGAGGGACUUUAUGCUCAGCUUCUCCAGGGAUCCUAAGGGCUACAUCCAGGACUGGCUCAAGUCCCAGAGCAGAGACCUGAAGCUGAUGACGGAUGUGGUGGGGAACCCCGAGGAGGAGAGGAGGGCAGAGUUUUACCACGAGCCCUGGUCCCAGGAGGCUGUCAGCCGCUACUUCUACAGCAAGAUCCAGCAGAGGAGACAGGAGUUGGAGCAGGCCUUGGCCGUGAGGAACACCUAAAUGCCCUGUCUCAGACAUCUCUCUCUCUGCACUCUUUAUCUGACCCCAGACCUGUGUUUCUGUGUGUUGUGUUUGUUUUUUGUCUGUUUUUUAAAUCGCUGUAGUAGUGACCUAUGACCUCUGGCCCAUCCCCCAAUUGCAUGUGUCCAAAAAACGUCCCUCAAUCUGUUCAGCUCUGACGGACCGAACAUCUCUCUCCAUACUCCUGUGAACACAGGCCCUCGGCGGACAUUUUGUUUCUCAAAAGAACCCUAACACAGUGGGUUGCUUUUAAUGUCAACCACUUAGGACCUACUAGCAUGUCACUGUCUUUCCAUAGAGACUAGAAGUCAUUGUACCAGCUGCCUGCAGAAUGAUCACUGUGUUUUAGAUCCUUCUCAUCUCAACCAGAUGGACUUUUCUGCUGAGUCCAGCAGUACUGUACAUAAAGAACGGUCAUAAUGGUCCACUGCGAUUUAUUCAGAUGAGCCCAAAGUGGUUGUUUGUAACCUAAUGUUUCAAGUGUCUUGACUCACACACAGUUUGGAUUGUGCCCAUUGUUUUAGUGUAUCAUUAGCUGUACAGUUCAUGUGAGCAAUAUGCUCCGAGUGUGCAUGAGUGUUUUGAUGUGUGGAACCAAAUUUACACCAGCAGAAUGAAGAUUACAGUAUGAAGUAAUGGGUCGGGACUUGGGCUAAUUUCCCUUCUGAAGCUCAAAUGUUGAGGUCUGUCAUUUAAAAAAUGAACUUGUUCAAGGAAGGCAGCUUUCAUGAAUGAGAUUUCCCCCCUUAUUAACUAAUCAAGAUGCAAUCGAAGAUUAGCUUAUUUUUUCCACCUUUCUACAGUAAUUCCCUUAAACAGUGUAACAGUAAAAGUAGAUCUCUGUAUAAGUGAAUAUAUUCCAUCAGAUUAAAAGGUGAAAGGGAUCAAGAUGAAUAAGACUCAUAUCUGUUGACUGUAGAGGAUAGAUGUUAAGGUGAGGAGGUAAUGGUAGGCGCAAGGCAAAGUAAUGUAGUAACACUUGGCGGCCAUAGCAUGGCGCCUUAGAGUCAGUACAGCCUGCAUGUUUUUACACAGACUAACUCUCUGUAACACAGAGCACCCAGACAGACUUGUCCCCUCACGGCACUUUUUGACCACGGUAAAUGACUGUGCAGAUGGAAUAACGUUUGUGUUGCUAUUUUAGACAGAUAUGUAUUUCAGGGGCUCAUUGUCCUGUCAUAAUAACUGUACAAAAGUCAUGUUUGGGAACGGUAUUAGUUACAGAUCCCUCUCAAUACUCAAAUCAGUGUUUUUAAUGUUAACGAAGGACACAUUUUGGAAUAUGAUGUGAGAGUAACCAACACCAUUUUCUAUGUUAAAGAAUCAUGGGGUGGGCAGUGAAACUGCAGCCUGACAAAUGUUGGCCAGUAACUUUAGUAAUCCUAUUAUUCGAAAUGAAUGGGGAAAUAGGUAUUUGUUCAUUGUAUUUUUAGUUAACAUCUAUUGUGAACUACCUGUCCCAAGUGGAUCUGUCUGACAAUAUUUUGUCCUUGAACAUUUUGACAGAGUCACCAACGGUCUCGAUUAGAAUGGUUAAAAUAGACAAUGAACAACGAUUACUGUGAUUUUGUCUAGGCCCGAUAAAGCUACGUUACCAGUUGAAAUUGUUCAAGGGUGAAUAUGACAACGUUUUUAAAGGAAACAUCUGAAUGUAAAUCAGUUUUUCUUUUCUUCAGGGAGAAGCAACUGUACAGCAUAUGACUGUCUGUUUGUGUCAGUGUGUUUGGUUUAGGGAACGGCGGGACAUAUGGGGUGGGAAGGAUCGGGGUCCAUAUGUUUAAAGCUGUAGGACAGGGACGCUAGUGUCCCUCUGUGUACACUUGGGGGGAGUUUUAAUAGGGUAGAACCACAAAAUGUAAUGCUGGGUGUGAUGAUGCCUCCCUGUCUCCCCACCCACAGGGAUCGCCCAUCUCUUUAACUAACUUCCACAGCAACUCAGUUCUGGGCCCUUCUAGUUUUGUGUGUGUGUCCGAUGGGAUAAGCCUUCUCAGAAAUCAGUUUCUGAUUUGAAGUCAACACUGCUGUCUUCUGUAAGGUUCAGUCACAUCAAAAUUGUGUCCUUGUGACAUCUCUUUUGUGUCAACAUUCUCUUCAACAUGGCUGAGACCUAACUCAGCAUAAACAAAGAGGUUGGAUUUCUUAAAGACCUAUGCAUGCUGCAUGGACAGGUUUUAUACAUUUAAAACAGGACAUGUAAAUACUCUCACUAAUGCAUGGAAGUGGAUCUGGAGAGCAAUGGAUUUUACACAAUUUCCAUUGUGAAGGGGCCUUUUUCAACCAUUUGCUAAAAACCUGUGUGCUAUACCCAGCCAGCAUAGAUGUUAUCUGCAUAAGAGUUUUUGUUACUACAGGUUACAUGUAUUUCAACCGCACUAAGCAAGGAAGCAUAAUCGUUGUUGUAUUCAAUUAUGUGUCAAUCAAUACUUGUGUUUGACCCAGAUUGGUCUUGUAUGGUUGGCAGUCAUGGAGCAUUAUUGACUCUAGGGCUCCCCUUUCUGGGCAUUCUAGAAACUACAACUCAUGGACACCCUCUCAGUCUGACACAAUGGAAACCUUGUGUCAUCUGACUAUAGACUGUAACUAAACUGUGUGCUCCUCUCUCGCUGACAAAAAGCAUUCAUAUUGGUCUACCUGAAUGGAUAGCUGGUAACCGCAGUCUCUGCAUGACUUUGUGAGGAGAGCUCAUGUUCCUCACAGCUCUCUUUCUCUACUACACUGUUUUGACUGUUGGUCACCACCAUGGAGAUAUAGCUCUCACUUGUGCAAAUGUGUUGGGUUACCCCAUUCUACAAAAAAAGGAAGAAAAAAAUGGAAAAAUGACAACUACAGCUGUGACUCUGUGAGACAGCCUGGAUAUAAAUAAAGAAGCGCUUGCCAAAGUUUGUAAAUGCCA
Messenger RNA from Coregonus clupeaformis (lake whitefish), 4874 nucleotides. Its product is annotated as SWI/SNF-related matrix-associated actin-dependent regulator of chromatin subfamily D member 3. The transcript is spliced from 16 exons. Gene Ontology annotation, cellular component: SWI/SNF complex; nucleus. The record is from RefSeq and is a predicted model, not a curated record. Bases 299 to 1960 code for a protein of 553 amino acids. Gene Ontology annotation, biological process: regulation of transcription by RNA polymerase II. NCBI's taxonomy places the organism in Eukaryota, Metazoa, Chordata, Actinopteri, Salmoniformes, Salmonidae.